CCAAAUUCAACUUUGGUUCAGACUUUAUUAGAGAAAGAGAAUGAAAAUGUGGAAAAGUGCUUUGAUUUUCAUCUUCAAUUUGUGUCUCAUAGUUAAUGCAAAUAAUGAUAAUCAAAGAAAGUCAUAUAUUGUGUAUAUGGGGGAACUUCCAAAGGACACCAGUUUCUUGCUUAACAAUCACAACAACAUUCUCAAACAAGCAAUUGGAUCAGAUUUAGGACUAUCAAGAGAAUCGAGAGUGCUCCACAGUUACCGAAGAAGUUUUAAUGGGUUCGUGGCAAAAUUAUCACCCGAAGAAGCAGACGUUCUAUCUCGUAGAGAAGAUGUUAUUUCAGUGUUUCCAAACACUAUUCGACAACUUCGUACUACAAGAUCAUGGGAUUUUGUUGGCAUGCCUUUGAAUGUUAGAAGAAAACCACAAGUUGAAAGUGAUAUCAUUGUAGGUGUUAUUGAUACAGGAGUAUGGAUUGAAUCACCAAGUUUCAAUGAUGAAGGCUUUGGGCCUCCACCUUCCAAAUGGAAAGGCAAAUGUGACAAGGGUGUGAAUUUCACUAAAUGCAACAACAAAGUGAUUGGAGCACAAUACUUCAAUCUUGAAGGUGUGGGGGACACUGACCAGAUCACAACGGCCGAUUUAGAGGGCCACGGGUCCCACACGGCUUCCACGGCCGCGGGCAUACCCGUCCGGGAUGCCAGCCUAAACGGUCUAGCAAAAGGCAUUGCGCGCGGUGGGGUCCCCUCCGCGCGCAUUGCCGCUUACAAAGCGUGUUGGUCCAUGGGCUGCUCAGACAGCGACAUUUUAGCUGCGUUCGACGCCGCGAUCGCGGAUGGGGUCGACUUUAUUUCCCUGUCUGUCGGAGGCGAGUCCCGCGAUUUUUUCGAUGAUUCGAUAGCUAUUGGAGCAUUUCAUGCCCUGAAAAAAGGGAUAUUGACUUCUUGUGCUGGUGGAAAUAGUGGGCCUGAUUUGGGAAGUAUUGAAAAUGUAGCACCAUGGAUUUUUACGGUGGCAGCUAGUAGCAUUGAUAGACAAUUUGAGACUGAUGCUAAGUUGGGUAACGGAGUCCAAAUUUCUGGAAUUUCAAUCAACACAUUUGAACCGAAUAAAAAAUGGUUUCCCUUAACCACGGGAACUCUUGCAGAGGUAAAAAAUGCAUCUUAUCAUGGAAAUUCAAGUGCUUGCGACAUUGGUACCUUAGAGGAGAGCAAAGUGAAAGGGAAAAUAGUAUAUUGUCUUGGAAGUAGUCAACAAGAUUCCGUCAUUCAAUACUUGAAAGGUGCUGGUGCCAUUAUAGUCGGUGAUAAGAUGACAGACGUUGCAUUUGAGACACAAAUAUCAGCAACAAAUAUCAAUACUACAUAUGCUGCACAAGUUGAGAAGUACAUAAAUUCUACAAAAUCCCCAAAAGCUGUAAUAUACAAAUCAAGAACUGUGAAUAUGACUGCACCAUUUGUGGCUUCUUUCUCAUCUAGAGGACCCCAAACCAUCAGUCUCAACAUUCUCAAGCCUGAUAUUGCUGCACCAGGAUUGAGCAUCUUGGCUGCAAAUUCAGGAUCACAUAGAAUCAAUGGAGAUAGUGAAGACAAGAAAAAUGUGAAGUAUUAUGUUGAAUCAGGUACUUCCAUGGCUUGUCCACAUGUUGCAGCCGCCGCUGCGUAUGUAAAAUCGUUUCAUCCCGACUGGUCUCCUGCUGCUAUCAAAUCCGCUCUGAUGACAACAGCUAAAUCUAUGAAGAUUAGGCCAGUGGGAGCUGAACUAGCCUCAGGAUCAGGACAAAUUAAUCCAAGAAAGGCAAUUAACCCUGGUUUAAUUUAUGACCUUGAUUUAGACUCAUACAUAAGUUAUUUUUGCAAAGAAGGCUAUAACAGUACAAACAUAGCCUUGCUCACUGGAAGCAAAAAGUACAAAUGUUCAAGUGUUCCAGAAGCAAAAGGAGCAGAUGGACUAAAUUACCCCUCAAUGCAUUUACAACUCAAGAAUGCAAAUGAAAGUGACAUUUCUGCAAUUUUUUAUAGAACUGUGACACAUGUUGGGAAUGGAAAAGCUGUGUACAAAGCAAAAGUUAGGGGACCAAAGUGUCUUUCAAUAAAAGUUGUGCCAAAUAUUUUGUCAUUCAGUACAGUGAAUCAGAAGAAGUCUUUUAGAGUUAUGUUGAAGGGGAAAUUCAUUAGAGAAAAAUCAUGGUACCUUUCUGGUUCUUUAGUGUGGAUUGGGAAAAAGCCUAAUGUUAAAAGUCCUAUCUUAGUGUAUAGGCCAUUAGUGGAUUAUAUGUAUUAAAGUUAGAUGUUUAUUCAAUAAAUA
Lycium barbarum (goji berry) is the source of this 2299-nucleotide messenger RNA. RefSeq names its product subtilisin-like protease SBT4.15. Lineage: Eukaryota; Viridiplantae; Streptophyta; Magnoliopsida; Solanales; Solanaceae. The transcript is spliced from 11 exons. Gene Ontology annotation, biological process: proteolysis. Gene Ontology annotation, molecular function: serine-type endopeptidase activity. The record is from RefSeq and is a predicted model, not a curated record. Bases 41 to 2275 code for a protein of 744 amino acids.